This is a messenger RNA of Misgurnus anguillicaudatus (oriental weatherfish), 1954 nucleotides long. RefSeq lists its product as uncharacterized. Gene Ontology annotation, molecular function: DNA binding. Gene Ontology annotation, biological process: regulation of transcription by RNA polymerase II. The record is from RefSeq and is a predicted model, not a curated record. Gene Ontology annotation, cellular component: nucleus; transcription regulator complex. Lineage: Eukaryota; Metazoa; Chordata; Actinopteri; Cypriniformes; Cobitidae.
UGGUGCAUUCCGACCAGACGCGUUGGGGGCGUUAAGCGCGGGUGAUUUACAUGUUAAGUCAAUGCAAAGGCGCGAAUAGACAUCAUGCGGCGCGGUUCGCGCUAAUGGCGCGGUGCGAAUUGAGCUUUUAGCGCGAAUGGCGCGGCGCGAAAUGAGCGUUUCGAGCGUUGACGUGCGAAUGGCGCGGCGCGGAUUGAGCGAUUUGAGCGUUGACGCAGAUUCGCAGGAAACGCUCGAGUUGAAAAAUUUGAACUUUGGCGGACUUUCGCGCCGCGUUAACCAAUCAGGAGCUUUCUCUAGUAGUGACGUACCUACAGGAAGCGAGCGGAGGCAGAAAGACGAGAACAACAAUGGAGGAGAAACUUAUAAUCGCCGUUUGUGGACACCCAGACAUUUACGACACCACUUCGUACUUUUAUAGGGACAGGAAUAAAAAGGAUCUUGCUUGGAAGAAAGUGAGUGAGGAAGUCGGACAAUCCGCGGAAAUGUGCCGAAAGAAGUGGAAGGGUCUGAGGGAUACCUAUUUAAAGGAGAGGAAAAAGGAGAUGGAGAAGCGAAGUGGGUCAGCAGCAGGGUCAGGGAAGAAAUGGAAAUACUCUGCGGUCCUGUCUUUCCUCGACCCCUUCGUCUCCCCACGGGAGACAAGCGGGAAUAUGGAGAGGGGGGAAGAGGAGAUUCAGGCCGCAGGGUACGACCACCCCGAGAGCCAGAGCGAGGCAGAAGCAGCAGCAGGGCAGUCAGAGACAGGAGAGCCGACUGGUUACGUUGAUAGCAGUGAACCUGGGUCCCCUCUGCCAGAACCUGCUGCUGCUUCUGCUUCCCGUCCUGGCCCUUCAACACCUGCUGCUGUACCCAGAGCACCGAGACGAGCUGGUCAUAAGAGGCCUAGGGAGCAGCCAUCGGAGGUGGAGCGGCAGCUCCUGGAAGCACUCCAGACGCGUCCUGCGCCACCUCCGCCUCCGCCUCCACCGCCACCACGCUCGGAUGAAGAGCUCUUCCUUAUGGGUCUGGUUCCUACCCUGCAGAUGGUGCCGCCUCACAGAAGAGAAUAUGUAAAAUUUCAAAUGUACAAAUUAUUAUACGAAAACAUAACAGUAGUACUCAAUUUAGAGCCUACAGAUUAAUUUUGAGGCAGCACUUUCUGCAGGAUGGGAACCAGAAUUGCUUCUCCUUUCUCCUCUCCUUUAAUCUCUCAGUUCUUCCCAUCUCUCAGUUCUUCCCAAGCAAGAUUCUUUUUAUUCCUGCAUGAAAAAUAGUUGUAAAUGUUCUUUGUACAUAGUUUUUAUGUGAUUUUUAUUUAUUUUGACGAAUGAAAUGUUUUAUACAAUCACCAAAGUGAUGUGUUUUGGUGUCUAACUUUUUUUUUAUGUCUGAAUAAAUUAUUUUGAAAUAUGACUUAAUGCCUGGUGUGAUUCUAAUGCACAACAAAGCAAGUGUUUUAUCACAUAAACUUGAUUUCAAUAUGUGACACAUUGAUUUUGUAUUGAAUGCUAUUUUUUCCAUAUCUAAAUCUUGAUUUUCUGAAACAUUACUUUAUGGACAGUGUUGUGGGAUGGAAACAAAGAAAUCACAGGAAAGUUUAAUUACAUUGAGGCUGGCUCCAUUUAUUAUCAAUACAAAAAUAAAUGACGGUAUAAAUUAUUUUACAGUAAUAACAUGAACAAAGAAAUUGCACAUACCUAUAGAAUUAUUAAACAUCAAAAGAGGAAUGACAUUGUUCAGCUAUGUUACUUAUGAAUGUGACAAACUUGCAGUCAUACAUUUCUGAAUUAGAUGAACAACCCCAAAUAUGGGCUUGUUUACCAUGCAUGGACUACUAAUAAUGUAUGCUUUUAUCACUGGUAACACUUUAAAAUAAUGUUAUUUAGUUAACAUUAGUUCAUGUUAACUAAUGUAGUUAACUAAUGAUGAACUGCACUUAUACAGCAUUUAUUAAUCUUUAUUAAUGUUAAUU